AUGUCACAAGGUAAGGAGGGCAGGAAACACAGGCGAUGUGUGCCAAGCGGUUCGCCUCGUCAAGAGUUUCUGAGGAUAGAAGAAUUGAAUGGCCCUGCCAUCGGAGGCGCACAGAGCGGCGACAAUAAGAAGCAGAAGCUGCAGGAGGAGCAGGAGGAGGAGCUGUAUCCAUCUCCUCUCACUCCCUAUCACUUCACUCUGAUCCUCCAGGAGCUUCCUACUGGGGCUCGUCUAGCGCUUCAGACUUGUCUAUCCUCGUGGAGGGUGAGGAUGCUGACUUGCGGUCGAAAUCUUGACCGCCUGCGUGUUCAGAGCAACAACUUCUCCACGGAUGACUUCAUCUCCUUCAUCAAGUGCUACACGUGUUACAGCAAAACUCUCGGGCAGCUCUUUGAGACACGAGGCGCGUCCUCGUCACAUGGAGGAGGCGCCAGGAGCUCUCAGUCGCGCGAUCAGUCGGCAAACAACGACCCGGGGUACGAGGACCCAAACUCGCGGCCACCUGCCCCGGCCCAGCAGAUCUCAACGGAAGAGCUGCAGCGAAACCUCCGACGGAGACAAGAGGCGCUGAAGCGAAGAUUCUGGGGGAUGGAUGGGCCUGACACGAGGAAGCUCGGCCGCUACCUCGCAAUGUCGCUCAAAACCCUUCAGCUUCAACUUCCUCUUGACGGCCUCCACAAGCUGAAAGCUGCCGUGUCAAGCUACAUGCAAACCAUGAGCGUAGAGCAGUUUGCGGCGCAGCUGACUGCUCUGGUGGACGAGUACCAGGACUGGGAGCCGGCGAGGCAGCUGGGGGGAACCAGCGGGUCCACCAGCAGAUCAGCCAGCGAGCCGCCAGCUCCCUACGCGUAUCCUAUGAGCGAGGAGCUGGGAGGUGCUGAGACUGCCUGCAGGGCGAUGACUGACGUGGCUCGAGAGCCUGCGGGCCGAGUCUCUUGCUUCCAGCUGCACGAGAGUCGGUUGGGACAGUAUCUGACCUCCAAGGCAAUAGCGAAUCCCUGCCCAUUUCAUGUGCAAGUUGCUUGUCCUUCCCAUAAGCGCAUCGUCGUCAAGCUAGUUUCUGACGCGCUACGGCACAAGCGUAUGCCUCUAGUCGCAAGCUUUCGUUCCUGUCCUCAUCUUCCCCCAGCCUCAAGCGCCAACAGCAAUCGAAGUAGCCCAUACCGCUGCAAGACAAUUUUCCUCUUCAUGAGUUCACAAGCGAUCGGAGAAAUCUUGAUCUUUGCCAUGUACAUUCAAGAACAUUUCGGCCCUGCAAAACCAGACAAUCCCGACCAGCCUGUCGUACUCCCUCGCUCGCUUAUCUUCUCGACUCAGAUCGUCAUCGAAUGCAUCGACAGUACACCUCUUUACGCUGACGAGAAUGGAACUGAACGACAGGACAUUCUCACUGCCGUCACGUUGGCGUACUUGGAGUGGGCGAAGAUGAGAGGAUUUCUCGCUGUUAACAUAGUCGUACCUGCCCCCAUCGAGGAGAAGAAUUACAUCUUCGCCUACCGCACGCUCAAUGUUCGUUUGCGAACUUCUUCGCAUCUCGCCAAGUGGUACAAACGGCUACUUGAGAAAGGGAUGGCAAGUAACAUUGUAACGGGUAUCCAAGUAAGAGAGGAAGGAGGAAGGAGGAGAAGACUCCACCAAUGGGAACUCAAAUUCCUCAAACUCACCAAGCAGGCUUGUAGUGGGAGCGGCGACGACGGCAAUGGAGGGAGCAUGUCGGGUCCUGACCCCGGCAGACCUGUCUGUGUCAUGAUUGAGGACGACGCACCCUUCGUGUCCUCACUAUGCACAAACCGAGACGAUCUCGUUGCGUUUCUUGAGAAGAAUCAGCUCAAGUUCAAUUCUUUGAGAAGCGCACAGAUGUCAAGCAUGAUGAUCGUUCAGACAUUGUUGAAGGAACAGUACACCGCGUCGCUCGUCUCUCCGCUUCCUCCCCCCCCCGAGCAGCUCUACCCUGGCAUGAUCAACUUCGGUCUGCCCUUCCUGCAGCCCCCGGACUUCGCCAUGUCCUACCCGAUGGCCAUGCAGCCCUUUGCGUCCAACGCCUCCUGGAACCAGCAGGUGAAGAACUUGUGGGCUCAUGUGUAG
Guillardia theta CCMP2712 is the source of this 2085-nucleotide messenger RNA. RefSeq lists its product as hypothetical. The record is from RefSeq and is a predicted model, not a curated record. Gene Ontology annotation, molecular function: histone acetyltransferase activity; chromatin DNA binding; transcription coactivator activity. Gene Ontology annotation, cellular component: histone acetyltransferase complex; transcription regulator complex. Bases 1 to 2085 code for a protein of 694 amino acids. Gene Ontology annotation, biological process: positive regulation of transcription by RNA polymerase II. NCBI's taxonomy places the organism in Eukaryota, Cryptophyceae, Pyrenomonadales, Geminigeraceae. The transcript has 22 exons.